AUGCUGAAGGAGUUUCAUUUCUCCCUGUCCCUGGUCCUGGUGUUUGCCUGUGGUCUGCUUUACCAGCUCACCCUCAGGUCUCAGUGCUUCUUUGCUUGCCUGCCCCCUUUCACAGCUCCACAGGGGCUGGAAGGCCUCCUGAGGAAUGGACGAAGCAUCGUGUUUAUAGAGACCUCCGAGAGAGUAGAGCCACCUCCACUGGUCUCCUGUGCUGUGGAGUCUGCUGCUAAAAUCUACCCUGAGCAGCCCAUCAUCUUCUUCAUGAAAGGACUCAGCAAGGCCACACAGCUGACUUCAAAUACCAGCUACCCAGCCUUCUCCCUCCUCUCGGCCAUUAACAAUGUUUUCUUUGUGCCUUUGGACAUGAAAAAACUGUUCGAAGACACACCCUUGUUUUCGUGGUACACCAAAAUCAACAGCAGAACAGAGAAACACUGGCUCCAUGUCAGCUCUGAUGCAUCCCGCCUGGCCAUCAUCUGGAAGUACGGUGGUAUCUACAUGGACACUGAUGUCAUCUCCAUCAGACCCAUCCCGGAGGAGAACUUCUUGGCAGCCCAGGGCUCUCGACAGUCCAGUAAUGGGGUAUUUGGGUUCCUUCCCCACCACCCCUUUCUAUGGGCCUGUAUGGAGAACUUCGUUGAGCACUAUAACUCAGGCAUUUGGGGCAACCAAGGUCCCCAAUUGAUGACAAGGAUGUUAAGGGUGUGGUGUAGACUUAAAGACUUCCAAGGGUUGGGUGACCUGAAGUGUUUGAAUAUUUCCUUUCUUCAUCCCCAGAGAUUUUACCCCAUCCCUUAUCCUUCAUGGAGGCGCUACUACCAAGUGUGGGACACAAAGCCUACCUUUAAUAACUCCUAUGCACUGCAUUUGUGGAACUAUAUGAAUAAAGAGGGCAAGACUGUAGUUAGAGGAAGCAACACUCUGGUGGAAAAUCUCUAUCAAAAGUACUGUCCUAAGACUUACAGGGUUCUGAUCCAAGGUGCAGGAGGGACAGUGACUAAGGAUCCAGGUAAAGGUACCAGAUAG
Messenger RNA from Grammomys surdaster, 1026 nucleotides. RefSeq names its product alpha-1,4-N-acetylglucosaminyltransferase (gene A4gnt). Gene Ontology annotation, molecular function: acetylglucosaminyltransferase activity. Bases 1 to 1026 code for a protein of 341 amino acids. The transcript is spliced from 2 exons. Gene Ontology annotation, biological process: protein O-linked glycosylation. The record is from RefSeq and is a predicted model, not a curated record. NCBI's taxonomy places the organism in Eukaryota, Metazoa, Chordata, Mammalia, Rodentia, Muridae.